Molecule: messenger RNA, 1480 nt
Organism: Lathyrus oleraceus (garden pea)
Lineage: Eukaryota; Viridiplantae; Streptophyta; Magnoliopsida; Fabales; Fabaceae
Product: manganese-dependent ADP-ribose/CDP-alcohol diphosphatase
Exons: 2
Coding region: 342-1340 (332 amino acids)
Molecular function (GO): ADP-ribose diphosphatase activity; 2',3'-cyclic-nucleotide 2'-phosphodiesterase activity; manganese ion binding
Source: RefSeq, a predicted model, not a curated record
CAAAGAAUUUGUUACCUAGCUUUUCUAACGGCCUAUAUUAGUUAAAUUCCAGUUGUAAUUUGCAUUUUCUUCGUAAAAAAUAACAUAUUAAAACAAUUUUAUAACAAAAAUUAGUUCCAAUUUGGCAAAGAAGGGAAACAAUAAUCGUGUUGUUGCUUCGUUUGAGUUGAAAUACCGUAACCAUGUAAGAGAUCUGGUUGCAAUGUCUAUUGCAACGUGGUAGGAAGAAGACAGUGGCAGUACCUUCUCCGAAUUUUGUAUUACGUUAACGUACCAAAUUCCUUAAACACGUUUCAGAUCUACCUUCCCACACAAAUAUCAUGUUGCAUUUCCAAUAGGUGAUGUGCUUGUGGAGAUUAGAUAGAAACACAAUGGGUUCUGAAAAUUGGAUGAAAAGUGUACAUGAUAAAAAACAACCUCUCUUUUCGUUCGGAUUGAUAUCCGAUGUGCAAUAUGCUGAUAUUCCUGAUGGUUAUUCAUUCCUCGGCAUUCCUCGUUACUAUAGGCAUAGCAUGCUUGUGUUACAAAGAGCAGUUCAAAGUUGGAAUAAUCAUCAUAGACAUAAAUUUGUGAUAAACUGUGGAGAUAUUGUUGACGGGUUUUGUCCGAAAGAACAAUCUUUUAAUACUGUAAAGAAAAUUGCGGGCGAAUUUGAUAAAUUCGAAGGACAGGUACAUCAUUUAAUUGGAAAUCACUGUCUGUACAAUCUACCUCGCGACAAGUUACUUCCGUUGUUGAAGAUUCGUAGUUCUGAAGGCCAUGGUUACUAUGAUUUUUCGCCCGUGCCUGAGUAUAGAUUUGUUUUUCUUGACGGAUAUGAUAUAAGUGCCAUCGGUUGGCCUCGAGAUCAUCCGAGAACAUUGGAAGCUAUGAAGUUACUCAGAGAGAAGAAUCCGAAUGAGGACAAGAAUAGUCCAACAGGUUUAGUUGGACUUGAAAGAAGGUUUCUUAUGUUCAACGGAGGCGUUGGAAAAGAACAAAUGGAGUGGUUGAACAAUGUUCUUCAAGAUGCAACAAAAUCGAAACAAAAAGUUGUGGUUUGUUGUCAUAUGCCUCUAGAUCCUGUCGCAUCGUCUAAGGAAGCAUUGUUGUGGAAUUACGAUGAGGUGAUGAGUUUGAUACAUAGAUACAGUUGUGUGAAGGUUUGUUUUUCUGGUCAUGAUCAUAAAGGUGGAUACUCCAUUGAUUCACAUGGGAUACACCAUAGAAUUCUUGAAGCUGCAUUGGAAUGUCCUCCUGGUAGAGAUUCAUUUGGAUAUGUUGAAGCUUAUCAUGACAGAAUAUCACUUUAUGGUACUGACAGAAUGCAGAGUACAAAUAUGUAUUUUAAUAAUGCUUAGAUGUGACCAAAUGAUUGCUCUUACUUAUUAUGUUUGUGUUGGUUCUGCGGUGACUAGAAUUUUGAUUCUGAGUGAAUUGAUCAUGUAGAAUUGAUUUCUGCUUUAUUUAAUAAACAUGGAUAAAGAAACUUGCAUUGAAA